GAAUAACUUUGACUGUGGAGCAGCUUAUAUCUUUGUUGUCUAUCUCUUAACGACUGCACGGUACUCUCAACUCUGUCUGUGUAGAUCUUUGAUUGCAGGCAACAUGGUUAACGUUCCGAAACAACGUAGGACGUUCUGCAAGAAAUGCAAAAAGCAUAAGCAGCACAAAGUAACUCAGUACAAGAAGUCUAAAGAAAGGCAAGCGUCACAAGGACGACGCCGUUACGACAGAAAGCAGCAAGGUUUCGGUGGACAGACGAAACCCAUAUUCAGGAAAAAGGCGAAAACUACGAAGAAAAUAGUUCUGAGAAUGGAGUGCACAGAAUGCAAAUACAGGAAACAAGUUCCUUUGAAACGCUGCAAACAUUUUGAACUUGGUGGUGACAAAAAGAGGAAGGGCCAAAUGAUCCAGUUCUGAUUAUUUGUAAAUAUGGUUUAUUAAAUAAAAUGAUCAUAACAUAACAA
Messenger RNA from Schistocerca gregaria, 465 nucleotides. It is a transcript of the gene RpL36A, whose product is annotated as 60S ribosomal protein L44. The record is from RefSeq and is a predicted model, not a curated record. Lineage: Eukaryota; Metazoa; Arthropoda; Insecta; Orthoptera; Acrididae. Gene Ontology annotation, cellular component: cytosolic large ribosomal subunit; ribosome. Gene Ontology annotation, molecular function: structural constituent of ribosome. The coding region runs from base 104 to 418 and encodes 104 amino acids. Gene Ontology annotation, biological process: translation. The transcript has 4 exons.